Cynara cardunculus var. scolymus (artichoke) is the source of this 1447-nucleotide messenger RNA. Its product is annotated as pentatricopeptide repeat-containing protein At1g07740, mitochondrial. Gene Ontology annotation, molecular function: protein binding. The transcript has 2 exons. The record is from RefSeq and is a predicted model, not a curated record. Lineage: Eukaryota; Viridiplantae; Streptophyta; Magnoliopsida; Asterales; Asteraceae. The coding region runs from base 7 to 1386 and encodes 459 amino acids.
UCUUCGAUGAUCGCUUCAUCAGAGCUUCGAUUCACGAAACUAAUAGUUAUGUCCGUUCUUCGCAAAUCACACUUUAAUCUCACUUUCCUUCGCCAUUAUCACAAACAGAGACCUCACAAGCCCACCAAAGCUCUCCUUCGCAAACCGAUACCUUUCGUUACUGACCUCAAAGACAUUCAAAACCCAGAUGAAGCUCUCACCCUCUUCCGUGAUUACUGCGAGACUGGCGGUUUUAAACACGAUUACCCUUCUUACUCUUCCCUCAUCUACAAGCUUGCUCGUAAAAGAAACUUCGAAGCAGUCGAAAUCCUUCUUCAAGACCUCCACCACUACAACGUCAGAUGUAAAGAAGCUCUGUUCAUUGGGUUGAUUGAGCAUUACGGAAAGUCUGGUUUGCCUGACAAAGCCAUCGAGUUGUUUCGGAGAAUGCCGUCGUUUGACUGCUACCGUUCAUUGCAGUCGUUGAAUGCAAUUCUCAAUGUUUUGCUUCAGAGUGGGAGGUUUGAUGAUGCGGAGGAGAUGUUCAAGUGUUGCUCGAAAAUGGGGUUUCGACCAAAUGCUGUGUCAUUCAAUAUCAUGAUGAAGGGGUGGUUACAGAGGGGCGAGUGGGAUGAAGCCCGUAAGGUGUUCGAUGAAAUGCUUGAGAGAGAAAUCGAACCUACUGUCGUAACUUACAAUUGUCAAAUAGGAUUUUGGAGUAAAAAAGGCAAGUUUGCCGAGGCUAAGAGCUUGUUUGACGAGAUGAUCCGCAAAGGGCAAAAACCAAAUGCGAUAUCGUACGCCAUAUUGAUGGAAGGAUUGUGUUCACAAGAUAAGUUCAAAGAAGCCAAAAAGAUGAUGUUCGACAUGGAAUACCAAGGUUGUAAACCGCAGCUUACCAAUUACGGCAUUUUAAUGAACGAUCUUGCUAAAAGGGGAAACUUUGAUGAAGCUAAAAGUUUGCUUCUUGAAAUGAAGAAGAGGCGAAUUAAGCCAGAUGUUGUAAUGUAUAACAUAUUAAUCAAUUAUCUCUGCAAAGAACAAAGAGUUGGAGAAUCCUACAAGAUCUUGGUUGAGAUGCAGGUCAACGGUUUCGAUCCAAAUGCAGCCACAUAUAGAAUGAUAGUUGACGGUUUUUGCAGAAAUGGAGAAUUCGAAGAGGGUUUGAAGGUUCUAAAUGCAAUGCUGAUAAGUAGGCAUUGUGCACGAUUGGAAACAUUUUGUUGCUUGAUUAUCGGGUUGGUUAACAACGGGAAGAUGGAUGAUGCUUACUUUGUUAUGGAGGAGAUGGUGAGAAGGCGAAUGAGCCCAAAUUUGGAGUCCUGGGAAGCAAUGGUCACGAGCACUUGUGGCAGGGAUGGAAACGGCUGUUUGCUUGUGGCGGAAUUGGUCUCGUCAAGUGGAUAGGUCCAAUGUUGAUCAUUGAUCCAGCAUUCAAACUCAUCUCAUUCCUCCAUAGCCACUUCAC